AUGGAAAUUCAAACUGGUAACAACAUCACUGAAUUCAUUCUAGUUGGUUUUCCGACACGUCCAGAGUUGCAGCCUGUUCUUUUUGCAGUGUUCCUAACAAUCUAUCUUUUAACUGUCAUCGAAAAUGUCACCAUCAUCAUAACAAUUAAAUGUAAUGUAAGACUCCAUAGGCCUAUGUACUAUCUUCUAUCUAGCCUCUCUUUCCUAGAAAUCUGGUAUGUUACAGUUACUGUUCCUAAUCUUCUCAACAACUUCCUGACUCAGAACAAUAAAAUCUCUUUCUUUGCUUGUAUGAUUCAGUUGUAUGUCUUUAUAUCGUUGGCCUGCACUGAAUGUGUUCUUUUAGCAGCUAUGGCAUUUGACAGAUACAUUGCUAUAUGUUUUCCACUACUCUAUUCGGUCAUCAUGAAUAACACCUUCUGUUUGCAGUUGACAAUCGGCACCUGGGUAUUGGGUUUUUCUGUUGCCCUGGUUAAAGCUAUUUUUAUAUUUACGUUGCGUUUUUGUGGCCCAAAUGUGAUCAACCACUUUUUCUGCGAUAUUUCUCCGAUGCUGAACCUAGCUUGCACUGACAUGUCUUUCACAGAGUUGGUGGAUUUUAUCCUGGCCAUGGUGAUUAUCAUGAUUCCCCUCGUAAUGAUUGUCAUAACAUACAUUUGCAUUCUCUGGGCAGUUGUCAGAAUGCCGAACAACCAGGGACGUCAAAAAGCCUUCUCCACCUGUGUGUCUCAUCUGACUGUUGUCAUUAUAUUUUAUACAACUACAUUGUUCAUAUAUGCAAGACCAAAAAAGGCCGGCCCGUAUAAUAGGAAUAAACUGGUGACUAUUUUGUAUUCUAUUUUAACACCAUUUCUGAACCCAAUAAUUUAUUGUCUGAGAAAUGAAGAAGUAAAGAAGACAAUAAAGAAGUCAUUUGUAACAUUGCAUGGCAUAGUUUUAGGGUCAUUGUCAUUUCCUACAACCAAAUGA
Molecule: messenger RNA, 969 nt
Organism: Hyla sarda
Lineage: Eukaryota; Metazoa; Chordata; Amphibia; Anura; Hylidae
Product: olfactory receptor 6B1-like
Exons: 1
Coding region: 1-969 (322 amino acids)
Biological process (GO): G protein-coupled receptor signaling pathway
Cellular component (GO): membrane
Molecular function (GO): olfactory receptor activity; G protein-coupled receptor activity
Source: RefSeq, a predicted model, not a curated record